Talaromyces stipitatus ATCC 10500 is the source of this 2391-nucleotide messenger RNA. RefSeq lists its product as uncharacterized. Lineage: Eukaryota; Fungi; Ascomycota; Eurotiomycetes; Eurotiales; Trichocomaceae. Bases 1 to 2391 code for a protein of 796 amino acids. The record is from RefSeq and is a predicted model, not a curated record. The transcript has 3 exons.
AUGCCCUCAUUCUUCAGUAAAAAGACCCGCUCCCAGCAGGCUGCGGGCGAGUCUCCAUCGGGCUCAACAUCUCUUCCUUCAGGACGACCACUACUACCCGACGACUCAUACCAGCUUCUUCUCCUUCAACAACAACAACAGCAACAGCAAUCCUUACAAGAAGAUUACUCCGAUAGAAGAUUUGAUUUGACGCGUCGUCCUUCCGAGCCGUUUGCCGCCCAUCGGUUUCAUGUUGGUGGUAGUCAUUCCCCGCACAACGUUCCGUAUUCAGAGUUAAGGUACGUACAACCAGACAAUCAACAACAACAACAAUAUCGUCACCCUGCGCACCACAAUCCAAGUCAACUAUCUCUCGAACGACCGACGAUCAGCUUGGUGUCUCCUCCUCAGCAGCAACAACAAUUCACCAAUCAAUCCGAUUAUCAGGCCAGUCCUGAUCGGGCGAGAAAUUCAAUUGAUCAACAACACUGGUCUACAAGUGUACACAAUAAUUCGUCCCCGGAUUUACUUCAGGAUACUUCUGCUGCUACCGGCGGGCAGAAACUACAAAAGAAGAAAAAGGGAUUUUUCAGUCGGAAUCAGAGCGUUGCGUCGGGUAGUCCGCCAACAGCAACGAAACAACAUUCGACAGGAGGAAAGAAGGAGAGAUCGCUUGGUCGCUCGGCGUCGAUUAAGCAUUCGUUUGGACGGGAGAGUUUUGUGCAUCCGUCGGCGGGAUCGGAUUAUGGGAGGAUAGUGACGACGACGACGACAGGUGGACAAUCAGGGCAUAGUCAGAGUCAGUCGACGUUGAGUCAAAGCCAGCAGUUUGAGUCGGAGACGGCAUCGUUACGGCCUCCAACGGCAGAUACGCCUGUUAGUCCGGGGCGGAUAAGUCAACCGCAUACCCCGAUUGAUAGUACGCAACGGUUGGGGGUGGAUAGCACUCAUUCCGGGUGGCAGCAUAGGCGAUCCGAGAGUUUUGAGUCAAUUCCUAGUCAGACAUCCUCUCGUCGACCUUCUAUUCAUCAAAGUCUUGAUCAAUCAGUAAACGACAUGGCUACCGCACAACAAACAGGUACACGACCGACGGAUCCACAGUCCCAGAACCCCGUUCGUAAGGAUUCGGUCGUGUAUCAACAGAAUACGUCAGGGUCAUCAUUCAAGGGUGAUGCCUCACAGCAGGAUACGCAGGGUCGUGAGACGCCGACGUCAACACAGUCGGAGGCGCUGGAUGUUGCGGCUUUGAUUAAGAGGCAUGAAGAACUUCAAGUCAAAUAUCAAAAAGUUAAGAGGUAUUAUUUCGAGAAAGAUGCGCAGGUCACACAGCUCCAGAAUACGGUGGCUCAUCAGCGAAUGGCCGUUUCUCGUACCGUCUUGGACGAUAACGAAUACACGGCACGCUUCAAUCGUCUUGACGGCGCAAUCAAAGAUUUGGCAUUUUCUAUACGAAAGAAUUGGCGAACCAUCCCCGAUUGGUUACACCCAUUUAUCAACGAAGAUGCAGUUUCCCUCGGCCAGAAAGAGAUGACCGGCGUCGGUCGCGCAGUCCUUUCUCGAUGGGUCGUCGAAGACGUGUUCAAUCGAUAUUUCCAUCCUGGCCUGGAACGCGGGUUCAGCGAACGCCUGAAAACCGUUGAAAUGAAUCUGCGCCGUCAACAAGUGCAAGUUUUCAAUGAAGACGAUAAAGAGAAUCAGGUCGCUCGCAUCUCGAACUGGAGACGAACUACACUAGACGGAUUAACGGAUCAGAUACAAUCUAAGUCUACUCAAGAAAAUAUGGAUCAGUUGGUGGAGUAUCUGGUCGAGAAGCUAUCGGCCAUGUUGCAGUGCGAUUUGCAGGAUCCGGCUCCACCUGAACUUGCGCAUUAUACGCGCAUGAUUGUUGAGAAUGCGAUUAAUAUUGCCGAAAAGAUCCCACAAGAAGCAAGGGAUAUUGUGGUUGAUUACAUUGUGCCGGGAAGUCUUGUGUCGGAGAUAAAUAUGAAGGUUGAGACCGGGUUACCGCCGUUGACGCGUCCAGUCGCUGCUGCGGGGAGAGAUGAUAAUAAUAUCGCGACGAGCGGAGAGAACGAUGAGAUGGAGACAGAUACGAAGGAGACAGCAGCAUCACAAUCUGACCAGAGUAAAAAUGCAGCACAUAUCCCGCAAAGCCGUGAACAGAGAAAGAAAUAUCCAUUUGGAAGUUUGAUGAGUAAGAAAUCUUCGACACCAACACAGCCACAACAGAGCCAGAAUCAGGGAACGACCUCAUCACCUGAGAAAACGACAAAUAACAAAGAACGAGAUGAGCAAUUACAGCAACAAGAUAAACGUGGGCGAGUACGGUUUUCGACGUUUAUGAUGGUGGAGGUUAAGGGUAGAGGGCCGAAUAAUGUGCUUAUUCAGGCACCGGUAUAUACCAUCGAAUAA